CAUCUGCUAUCUAUCAUGAUUAUUAAACGGCGUUUCCGUGGUAGUGACAGAAAUUUAUAGUCACCUCAUUACCACCGUUUAGUGGUCGCUACCGUCUCGCGAUACAAGAUCAUUAAAAGCUUCUUCCAGAAACGCACGUGUUUGCCAAGAUCCGCCCAGAAGUUUGUGCGAUUGGUCGACCUAGCGCUGACGUCGUGAGCACGUGGCUUUAGGGUACCGCCUCAAGGAACGAAGAAUUUGACUUGAGUGCCAAAAAAAUAUUGUUGGACACCGUGAGUAACCCGACAAAACAGUCGUUGGUUUCGGCUCUAAUCUUUCGAACACAUUGAGGGAGGUACCAAUGUAACUCCUUGGUGGUUUUUAUCUUUUGAUUAUUUUUCAGUGAAGUUCUAUCAUCAAUUGCCUGAUUUUUGGGACGUCGAUUAAUUAUAAUUGUAGAAUACAUUUCAAUGAGCGCGAAAUAUUUACUCGAGAAUAUCAAAAAGACGAUUUUAUGUUACUAGCAGAAUAUUCUGAGUGUUGUUUUGACAAAACGCGUUCAAGAUGUCCGAUGAAGAGAUGAAAAAAUCAGACUCGUCGAAGAAAACAAGCGAUUCUGCGGAAAAUCCGAGAUUAUGUUCUUUCAGCAUUGAGAGAUUACUAGCAAGACCGAGCAAGAUAGAUGAAGAAGAAAAUAAAUUCUCACAACAGACCGAUUUGUCUUUACUUUGCCAAGAAAGUAAUGAAUUGGAGACAAGAAUGCUUGUUGCACCUGAUUCAUCCAUGUCAAUGGCGGAAGAAAUCGAGCUCGACGAUACCGACAUGGUAUGCUCGACAUCUCCUGAACCAGAGAUGUAUUAUGAGGCGUGCACCAGCAGCAGUGGCGCGAAUUCAACUACGAGCGCGGACAGGGAUAUCCAGGAGAAAACUGUCGCCGCCAUUAGCGACGAUGAAAGGAAGAAGAGACCACGCACAGCGUUUACCGCCACGCAAAUUAAAUCCUUGGAGGCGGAAUUCGAAAGAAAUAAGUAUUUGAGUGUGGCAAAACGGUUGCAGCUGAGCAAAAAUUUAAAGCUCACGGAAACACAAAUAAAGAUAUGGUUCCAAAAUAGACGGACUAAGUGGAAAAGAAAGUACACUAAUGACGUCGAGCUAUUUGCGCAGCAAUACUAUUCGAGCUUAGGAAUUCCAGCACCACGACCAAUUUUUGUCGGUGAUCGCUUAUGGUUUUUCAACUAUCCGGGACAACCACAAUCGGGAAUACCAUUUCCGCAGCAUUUAACACCGUUGCCAUUAUCCCCUACAUUACCUAUUAUUCAACCAUUACCCAGUAGUCUAUCGAUGAGACAACAAACAUCCAUCUUUCAAAACGUACCAACUAGUCACCUCUCGCAUCAUCUAACUCAGAGAUUGGACUUCAGGCAUCAUGAUCCUUAGCUUUUGGAUAAAUGCGUCUCCAAAAUUAUUGGUAAUAAUCGGAUCAUUUAAAAUUAAUUAAUAAUUCUUUACGAUACGCAAUACGAGGCUAUGAAAUCAGACUUGUUUGCUAGUGAUAACGAUCGUUACAAGUAACGUACUUUUUUUUUAUAUCGCAUAC
Molecule: messenger RNA, 1576 nt
Organism: Acromyrmex echinatior (Panamanian leafcutter ant)
Lineage: Eukaryota; Metazoa; Arthropoda; Insecta; Hymenoptera; Formicidae
Product: lateral muscles scarcer
Biological process (GO): neuron differentiation; regulation of transcription by RNA polymerase II; central nervous system development
Cellular component (GO): nucleus
Molecular function (GO): DNA-binding transcription factor activity, RNA polymerase II-specific; RNA polymerase II cis-regulatory region sequence-specific DNA binding
Source: RefSeq, a predicted model, not a curated record